This is a messenger RNA of Ustilaginoidea virens, 411 nucleotides long. RefSeq lists its product as uncharacterized. The record is from RefSeq and is a predicted model, not a curated record. Gene Ontology annotation, biological process: DNA repair. Gene Ontology annotation, molecular function: methylated-DNA-[protein]-cysteine S-methyltransferase activity. The coding region runs from base 1 to 411 and encodes 136 amino acids. The transcript has a single exon. Lineage: Eukaryota; Fungi; Ascomycota; Sordariomycetes; Hypocreales; Clavicipitaceae.
AUGGCCGUCCCUGCCGCACGGCGAGGAUCCCCGCAGCCCACCAGCGCGGACGUGCGCGCCCAGCUGGAGCGCAUCGCCCGCUCCAACCGCACCGACUUUGAGAAGCGCGUGUGGGCGGCGCUGUGCCGCAUCCCCGCCGGCCGGGUGACCACGUACGGCCUGCUGGCCAGGUACUUGGGGUCGUCGCCCAGGGCGGUGGGCAACGCCCUGCGCCGGAACCCGUUCGCGCCCGAGGUGCCGUGCCAUCGGGUCGUCGCGACGGGCAUGACGCUGGGGGGGUUCAAGGGGAAAUGGCCGCGGGGGGGGGAGGGCAUCACGCUGGAUGAGAAGAGGAGCCUCUUGGCGGGCGAGGGGAUACAGUUUGACGACAGGGGGAGAGUUGCGAGCUGUCCCUGGAGCGGGUGGUCAUGA